Moneuplotes crassus is the source of this 915-nucleotide messenger RNA. The record is from the annotation of a GenBank genome assembly. Lineage: Eukaryota; Ciliophora; Spirotrichea; Euplotida; Euplotidae.
UCUAAAUAAAUUCCUUUAAGCCUGCUCUCCUCACCUGAAUUCAAGAUGAUCUUUGAAGCUGCUUCCAUAAUAGUGUUCUUCAUGACCUCAGUGGGUAUAGUCAAGAGGUUCUAUACCCCUCCGAGGAAGAAGGAAGAUGAUAGACUUGUUGAGCUAGAUAAAGAAGAGAUGAUGUACCAGUACCAUGACUGAGUCUCUGUGGUCUAUUCUUGAGUUCUUGUACUCCUGUAUUCAACAAAUUACUUAUUUUAUGGAAUAGACUUUGAAAGAAAAGGAACAGAAUUAGAGUACAAUAUUAUACUCUUUGGUACAAUCUGGUAUAUCUUUGAUUGAGUUCUUAAACAUCAUGAUGAAGUUUAUAGUAUUUUUGUCUGGAUACAUCACACUUUUAUGAUAGCAUCAAUGCUUGUAUGACUCCAGAUUGAGCGAUCGUACUGUUUUGGAGCAACUGUGCUGUUCCUAAAUGAUUGUAUCUAUAUUCUGCUUGUGACAUACAAAACUUUUGAGAGGAUUAACUUGCCAUUCGAUCAUUACAAGUAUAAGAUUUGCUUAAUUUCGCUCACAAUAGCACUUGUUGCAAGCAGGAUAUUCGGAAAUUUCUGGUUAAUAUCCAGACUUGUGAUGACGUCAGACCCAAGCAUCUUGCUGAUCAUGGCUAAUUUUCCUGUGGUAUGCUUCGGGAUAAUGAUAUGUAUCCAGCUGGCAUGCAAAUUAUUUAUGUUAAUACCAUAUUGGUGCUCAAAUCGCACGAUACUCAGAGGAAAGGCAUUUUGGAGGAAUGUCAAAUCCGCUUACUUAAAAUACAAGAGUUGGGAAACCUUGUACAAGUUUGUGGAUAUCAGUGCCUAUUUCUUGUCAGCAUUAGCUCCAAUAGGCAUAGUCCUCUAUUCCAAUUACUCUGAAGAGUUAUUUUAA